This is a messenger RNA of Apis florea (little honeybee), 2193 nucleotides long. RefSeq names its product mismatch repair endonuclease PMS2 (gene Pms2). Gene Ontology annotation, molecular function: ATP hydrolysis activity; ATP binding; ATP-dependent DNA damage sensor activity. The record is from RefSeq and is a predicted model, not a curated record. Gene Ontology annotation, biological process: mismatch repair. Lineage: Eukaryota; Metazoa; Arthropoda; Insecta; Hymenoptera; Apidae. Gene Ontology annotation, cellular component: MutLalpha complex.
UAAACGAUUAUAUGUUUCUAUAAUACAUGUAAGCGAUAAAAUUAAUUGAUUGUAUUUCUAUUUUAAAAUAAUUAUUUAUUAAAUAAUGACAGAACCAAUUGCAACAUCAGAAAAAUCAAAAAAAAUUAAUGUAAUAAGUAAACAAACAAUUCAUCAAAUUUGUUCUGGUCAGGUGGUGCUUGAUCUUGCAACUGCUUUAAAAGAACUCGUGGAAAAUAGUUUAGAUAGUAAUGCUACAUUAAUUGAUAUUAAAUUGACAGAUUAUGGGAAAACAUGUAUUACCGUCAGUGAUAAUGGAAGUGGUGUCUUAGAACAAGAUUUUGAAGGAUUAGGAUUAAAACAUCAUACUUCUAAAAUUCGAGAAUUCUCAGAUUUAACAGAAGUAAAUACUUUUGGAUUUCGAGGAGAAGCUCUUAGUUCACUUUGUUCUUUAGCUGAAUUAAGUAUUAUUACAAGACAUUGUACAAGUGAACAUGGUUUUAAACUACAAUUUGAUCAUAAUGGUUUAUUACAAAAAAAAGAACCAUGUGCAAGAGAAAUAGGAACAACUGUACAUGUGAAAAAUAUAUUUAAAUGUCUUCCUGUGAGAGUAAAAGAAUUUCAAAGAAAUCUUAAAAAGGAAUAUAUUCGUGCUAUUCAAAUAUUGUAUAGUUAUUGCUUGAUUUCUACUGAAACAAAGAUAACGUGUACUAAUUCUGUCUCAGGCAAAACUUCUAAUCUUGUAGUUAAUACUGUUAAUUCUAGUAACAUUUUAAAUAAUAUUAAUAUAAUAUUUGGCAAAAAAUCUUCAAAUGGACUUAUUAAAAUUGAAUUAUUAUCUCCUGAUGAACUGACAUUACAAGAAUAUAAUUUACCAAAUAGUAUAAUUGUAGAUUUUGAAUGGGAUUGCUAUAUUAGUAGUUGUGAACAUGAUGUUGGACGUUUUACUUCUGAUAGACAGUUUUUUUAUAUAAAUGGUCGGCCAUGUGAUUUAAUAAAAAUUGGUAAAUUAAUAAAUCAAAUUUAUCACAAAUAUAAUAAUAAACAAUAUCCGUUCAUUUUUCUGAAUUUAAAAUUAAAUAAAUAUUCAACUGAUAUUAAUGUAACUCCAAAUAAAAGAACUAUUUUUUGUACACAAGAAAAUUUAAUAUUAGCAACUUUAAAAUAUAGUUUAACAUCUAAGUGGGAUAAAUUACAAGGAAAUUUAACUGUAAAUCCUCUAUCUAAAUUAAAUUUUGGAAUAAAAAGAACAAUUUCACCUACAAAUGAAGAUCGAUCAAUAAAAAGAUUGCAUAAAUUAAAUGAAAUAUCAAAUACAAAAUAUACAAUAAGACAAAAUAUACAAUCUGAUAAUGAAAAUAAAAUUAUUGAAUAUGAUAAUUCACAAAAUAACAUAUCAAAUGAAACAAAAAUAUUAAAUAGCAUAGAAAUGCCAAUAAGUAUUUUAACAAUAAAACAAAAACUUCAAGAAAAACAAAAUAUUUUACCGAAAUAUGUGACUUCAAAUACAACAAUCAAAUUUAAGGCAAAAAUGGAAGCAAAUGAAAAUUCAAAAGCUGAAAAUGAAUUGAAAACACAAUUAACAAAAGAUUCUUUUUUCAAGAUGGAGAUUAUAGGUCAAUUUAAUCUUGGUUUUAUAAUAACACGUUUAAAAGAAGAUCUUUUUAUUAUUGAUCAGCAUGCUAGUGAUGAAAAAUAUCGUUUUGAAAAACUCAAUAAUGAAACUCAAUUAAAAACUCAAAAAUUAAUUAUUCCUAAAUUUUUAAAUAUUUCUGCAGUUAAUGAAACAAUAUUAAUUGAAAAUCAAAAAACAUUUGAAGAUAAUGGUUUUUUUAAAAUAAAUUCUGAAGCUGAAUCUGGUCAUCGUGUUCAACUCACAGGAAUACCAGUUAGUGGUUAUUGGCAAUUUGGACAAGAAGAUAUUGAAGAAUUGAUUUUUCUUAUUAGAGAAAGUGGAAUAGAAAAUAAGAAAAGUAUAUUUCGUCCAAGUCGAGUAAGACAAAUGUUAGCAUCAAGAGCUUGUCGUGGAGCAGUCAUGAUUGGUAAAGCUCUCAAUAAUAGUGAUAUGCAAAAAUUAAUUACUCAAAUGGCACAAAUGAAAAAUCCUUGGAGUUGUCCUCAUGGUAGACCAACAAUAAGACAUUUAUUAUCAUUAAAUCUUAUAUACUAAUAAAUCAUAUAUUAGUAUUUUAUGUAUUAUAUUAAUAUCUUUAU